GACACCUGACCUGCUGAACUGGAGGGUACCCAGGACAGGAGGGCCCUGCCCUGAGGGCACAGAGCAAGGCCGGGUGCCAGUGUUUUGGGGAAAGGCCACGUUCAGUCUGAAGAUGCUUCCACUUCUGCUCUUGCUGUUCCUGCCGCUUUCCGGGGCCCUUCCGGUGCAUUGGGAAUCCCCGGAAGAGGAGCCCACGCAAGUUGUUCAGACUUACCUGGAGAGGUUCUACCAGCUGCCACGGAGUGGAUACAGGUCCGUCAGGAGGAACAGCACCAGCGUGAUUGUUGAGAAGCUCAAAGAGAUGCAGCGAUUCUUCGGGUUGAACGAGACAGGGAAGCCGGAUGAGGAGACCCUGGAGAUGAUGAGGAAGCCGCGCUGUGGGGUGCCCGACAACGGGGACUUUAUGCUAACCCCAGGGAACCCCAAGUGGGAACGAACUAACCUGACCUACAGGAUCACGAGGUACACCACGCAGCUGACACAGGCUGAGGUGGAAACUGCCAUUAAGAAAGCCUUUCAAGUCUGGAUGAAUGCAUCACCCCUGACCUUCACCAAGAUCUCCGAGGGAGAACCAGACAUCAAUAUUGCUUUUUUCCAAGGAGAUCAUGGUGACAAUUCUCCAUUUGAUGGACCUGAUGGAAUCCUUGCUCAUGCCUUUCAGCCAGGCCAAGCCAUUGGGGGAGAUGUUCACUUCGAUGCAGAUGAAACAUGGACCACAAAUUCCAACAAUUAUAAUUUGUUUCUCGUUGCUGCCCACGAAUUUGGCCAUUCCUUGGGGCUAUCUCACUCCACUGAUCCGGGUGCCUUGAUGUAUCCCAACUAUGCUUUCCGCGAUCCCAGCACCUACACCCUCCCUCAAGAUGACAUCAAUGGCAUUCAGGCCAUCUAUGGACCUUCAAGCAACCCUGUCCAACCAACGGGACCAAGCACACCCACAGCCUGUGACCCCAGACUGUCAUUUGAUGCCAUUGCCACCCUUCGUGGAGAGAUCUUAUUCUUUAAAGACAAGUACUUCUGGAGAAGACACCCCCAGUUGCCAGAAGUGGAUCUCAACUUCAUCUCUCUGUUCUGGCCGGCCCUGCCGAAUGGCAUCCAGGCCGCAUACGAGGACCCAGACAAGGACCUAGUUUUCCUAUUCAAAGGCAGCCAGUACUGGGCUCUGAGUGGCUAUGACAUUGAGCCCGGGUAUCCCAAGGACAUCUCAGACUACGGCUUCCCAAGCAGCGUCCGUGCAAUCGAUGCAGCUGUUUACUACAGGGGAGAAACCUACUUCUUCGUAAACAACCAAUUCUGGAGAUAUGAUAACAAAAGACAGUCCAUGCAAACGGGUUAUCCCAAAAACAUAGCAAGCAUCUUUCCAGGAAUAGAAAGUAGAGUUGAUGCAGUUUUCCAGCAGAAUCACUUCUUCCUUUUCUUCAGUGGACCAAGAUACUAUGCAUUUGAUCUUAGUGCUCACAGGAUUACUAGGAUUGAAAGAAGUAAUAAAUGGCUUAACUGCAGAUACAGCUAAAGCAAAGUCACACGUGUCUUCAUCUGUUUCCUGCAAAUGAAAGGAAAGUCUUGUUUCCAUUUUACGUUGUCCUAUUUAUACUUUUCUCAACAUGAAGUAAUGUCUGCUAUCACUGUCCUCACUGGGCCUGGCUUCCGUGUAGUCUCCUGUCUACAGGGCUGAGUUAGUUCUAAUGUUUUCCAUCUCAAGAGAGGAGAUGAAGCCUUCUCUGUCACCUCAAUAUUCACUAUUUUGACACUUAUCGGACUUCUAAAAUGCUUGUAUAUACUUAAGUCUUCUUAAACGUGGCUUAAGGGUAUCAGCUACAUACAAUUUAGCACUGGGUUUUGGUGAGACACAGAGAUCAUGAUCAAUGUAAACAGACCAUCUUGCUUUUACUGAAAACGUGGUGCUGUUUUCCAGUCUUGGAAAAAAAUCUUAUUGACCCAUGUGGUGGGUUGAAUUGUGUCCCUCCAAGAAAGAGAUGUUGAAGGCUAGUCCUAGGUGCCUAUGAACGUACCCUGUUUGAAAUUAGUUAAAAUGAAGUUACACUGGAGCAGGGAGGGCCUUGGAAGGAGAGGGGCCACACAGGUGCUUAGCGGGAAGGUCAUGUGAAGGUAAAGGCACAGAUUGGGAUGAUGCAUCUACAUGCCGACACCAGCCGGCCACCACCAGAAGCCAGCAAGAGACAAGGAGGGAUCUUGCCCAGAGCCUGCAGAGAGAAGAAUUUCAUCUCCCAACACCUUGAUUUUAGAGUUGUAGCUUCCAGAACUGUGAUAGAAUAAACUGCGUUUUUUUUAAGCAA
Suricata suricatta (meerkat) is the source of this 2294-nucleotide messenger RNA. RefSeq names its product matrix metallopeptidase 8 (gene MMP8). The record is from RefSeq and is a predicted model, not a curated record. Gene Ontology annotation, biological process: extracellular matrix organization; proteolysis; collagen catabolic process. The coding region runs from base 113 to 1510 and encodes 465 amino acids. NCBI's taxonomy places the organism in Eukaryota, Metazoa, Chordata, Mammalia, Carnivora, Herpestidae. The transcript is spliced from 10 exons. Gene Ontology annotation, cellular component: extracellular matrix. Gene Ontology annotation, molecular function: metalloendopeptidase activity; zinc ion binding.